Rhopalosiphum maidis (corn leaf aphid) is the source of this 1217-nucleotide messenger RNA. Its product is annotated as dopamine N-acetyltransferase-like. Gene Ontology annotation, molecular function: N-acetyltransferase activity. Lineage: Eukaryota; Metazoa; Arthropoda; Insecta; Hemiptera; Aphididae. The record is from RefSeq and is a predicted model, not a curated record. The transcript is spliced from 5 exons. The coding region runs from base 399 to 1082 and encodes 227 amino acids.
UCUGAGUACUGAGUAAUAUAAUUUGACUGCAUUUAAUCUUUUAGUAUGCAAGCAAUCAGAAAUCACUACAAUGUCAUGUUAUCCAUCAUCUUUAUCGUUAGCAAUUUGUAAAAUAUAACCUAAUAUAGAACAUACAGUUUUUUUCUUAUUGUUUUCAAAAACAUAUUUUAUCCUCGUCGUAUUGUGCAAUUUUAAUACAGCCAGUUCUACGUUUGUAAUUCUCAUUUUCAUCUGCACGGCUGCCGUUGUGGUCCAAUACCUCACCAUCUGAAUAUGGUUAAAUUUCCUAGGAGUUCGUCUUCCAACGAGUGAGUGCCCACAUCUUGACGUCUCUCAUCGUAAUAUUAUUACAAUUACGACCUGGUUCCUAUCGUCUCUAACUUCAACUUACUAAGAAUAUGGAUGAAAUGAAAAAAACAAAAAUUUCAUUUAACAUAGUGCCCGUUACUGAAACUAAUGGACAAGAUGUGAUUAAUUCCAUUGAAAAAUAUUUUAUUCGAGACGAACCUUUAAAUGAAAGUGUGGAAUUAUUCAAAGAAGAAGAAUCAGUAUUAAAAUAUCGACAUUUUUGCACUAAUUUGUUACAUACUGGAUUAUCAUUUAUGGCAGUAUCUGAAACCGGUGAAGUUAUGGGUGUCAUACUCAAUAGCGUAAUGAGUAUGGAUGAUUAUAUAAUACAACAGUACAAUGAUGAAAACUUUGAUCCAAGUUCAAGGUUUGAUGACAUUGAGGUUUUAUUAAACAAAGUUCGACGAGAUAUUGAUCUAUUUGGGAAGUUUCCAAACGUAAACAUAGAUUGUAUAAUGGAAUUAAAGCUUAUUUCAGUUAAUGAGGCAUUUAGAGGACAAGGAGUUUGCCAAGCUCUCGUCAAAAAAUCAAAAGAGUUGGCAAUAGAGUUGGGAUAUCAAAUGAUAUACACGGAGUGCUCAAGUUAUUUUACAGCAAAAGCUAUGGAAAGAUGCGGAUUUCAAUGUAUAUACUCCUUGUCUUAUUCGGAUUACGUGGACAGAAAGGGCAAAGUAGUAUUCAAUGUGGUAAAGCCUCCUCAUGAAUGUAUUAAAGUGGAAUUAUUACUACUCUAAAAUACCCAAUAUUUGUUUAUUAAUUACGAGACGGUCUAAGCCCAAAAAUUAAUAUAUUAUAAAUAUUAUACAUAUGAUGAACGAUACAGACAUCAAUACGGCAAUAAAUAAAAGCUCAAGAAUAAAUAAUAUUCA